CACAACACACGCUAUUGCAGGACAGACCACAUCAGAUCACAUCAGAUUGUUAAAAUUCAUUGGUAGAAAAAAAGAAGUAAGAGAUGGCUGGUUCAAUUUCUCCGAGUCUGCAUGCUACCCUCAUUGUUCUUUCAAUGCUGACUUUUGGUCUUACUUUAUUCUUUCAUGUUGCAGCAUCUACGGUAUCAAUUAAUGGUUUGUUUUUAACAACACAUCAGAAUAUUACUGAAAAGUUUGUACUGCAAAUCACUCCAGACGCCUGGCUCGUAUCAAUAUGGACAUUGAUUAAUGUGUGGAAUGGGCUCUGGCUUAUCUAUGUUUUCAUCACUCUGUUCAGAAGAAACCAGUACGGUCCUGUCUACUGUAAUCCUGCUAUUCACCCUCCCAUGUUUUAUAUUUUGUGGAUUGCAAAUAACCUGUUGAACAUUGGAUUUCUGUUCCUCUGGGACAGACAGUGCCUGGUUCAAGCCCUGGGCUUACAAAUCCUCAUUCCUUACUCCUGCUAUGUGAUGCUUAGCAUUUCCUAUCGGAAUUUGUACCAACAUGGCACUUGGUUAAAAAGCAACAGUUCUUCAGAUCUCUGGAACGUUAGAUAUCUGGUACAUAAUGGAUUAGCACUGUAUGCUGCGUGGACCUCUAUUGAUGUACUUGUAAACUUUGGAAUCGUGCUUAAAUACAGUUUUGGAUUGAUGGAUCCUGCAGUAAGCACAGCAAUGCUCUCCAUACUGCUUGUAGAAUUAAUAGUAUGGUUUCUGCUUGAAAACUUUGUCCUCGAAAAGUAUGUUCGCUACACUUUCACAGUCUACCCUGUGGUGAUCCUAGGUCUAGCAGGAAUGUUUACUAGAAACUACAGAUUUGACAGUAUAACUACAAACACAAUUUAUUGUGGUGUCCUUAUGGCCAUUGGUGCUGCGUUCUGUGUUUUUCGGUUAAUAGCAAUUUGCUUCUAUGAUUACAAUAAACCCAGCUCCUCCCCUUUGGUUGAAGACUUUGGAUCAACAGUUAGUUUGCCUGCAUUGAAACUAGAUGUGGAUAGAAAAUUUGGAAUUAUAAACAACCAGUGCUCAACAGCCUAGUUUUCAUGACAUCUCACAACAUAUAACCAGUUCAAGGUAAAAUGUAAACUGAAAUAUAAUUGUACAAAAUCUAAAUGCAUGCACAUUUAAAAUUUCAGAAACAAAAUAUAUAUGACCCUAUAUGCUUUUGUGCAGUAUAGCCUAAUUUUACUCAAUCGUUUAAAGUUCUGGCUCAAUAACAACUUAAUAGGCUAAAGAUCUCCUGAAGAUGUUAAGCAAUAAAAGGUAACACUUUUCAACUCUGGAUUUCACAAUAGGUAGUUGUGACCUAUCCUAGACCCAGUUUUGUGGCACUCUACCAAAAAAAAAGUUGUUAUGCAAUACUGUCAAGUGAGCUGGUCUCUCACAAAUCAUUGAAAAACAAACCUUGUUUUUUAUAUUGCAGAGAUAUUUUAAAGUGCUGUGUAUAUACAGUAUUAAACUUACUGUAUCAGUAUUAGUUGUAAUCAAGAAAGUUUUUCAAUAGCUGUCUUUUUUUUCUUGUGAAAGAAUAAAGAAAACAAAAAAAAAAAAAA
Molecule: messenger RNA, 1591 nt
Organism: Acipenser ruthenus (sterlet)
Lineage: Eukaryota; Metazoa; Chordata; Actinopteri; Acipenseriformes; Acipenseridae
Exons: 7
Coding region: 84-1076 (330 amino acids)
Source: RefSeq, a predicted model, not a curated record